UCCCCGCCCUUCCCGCCGUCGCCGUGUGUCAGUCUGCUGCGAUGCGCGAGCGCUGAGCGCGUGCCAGCUUUUUCUUUUUAGGCCCGGGCGACUCGGGAGCGACACAUGGGGAGUAAAUAGGCACAAUGUCUCAGGGAAGGUCGUCACCGCCGCCAGGUGAUGCGGAGAACCUGCGGAAAAGGUCCGUGGACAAAGCGCCAGACAGUUGUGUCGAUCAGGAACAGGGGUUUCCACGGCGACAGUCUCAACCUGAGCGGCUCUGCGUUGGCAGCCAGCAUUCAGAGAUGGGCCCAGCCGAGACGCCGCCUCCGGAUGCCUCUGCUCACCACUUCUGUCACCACACUCCAAAAAGUUCCACCGCGGUGUCUCACAGAGACAAUGGCACUGAUGCUGAACACCACCACCACCAGUUUCCACGGCGACAGUCUCAACCUGAGCGGCUCUGUGUUGGUGCCCAUCAUCCAGAGAUAGGCCCAGCGGAGACACCGCCUCCAGAUGCUGCAGCUCACCACUUUUGCCACAAUGCAGCCAAAUGUUUCCUCACGGUUCCUCACAGAGGAGGACAUUGCACCUCAGUCUGGUCUACUUCGUCUCGGUACGGAGACGACGCUUGGCACGAAGGAACCACAAAGACCACAGUCAGAGUUGACAAUGAAGUGGAGGCGCACAGGGAAGCCAACAACUACAAGUUUGGCUUCAGGAAGUGGAAGGGAAACGUUACAGAGAAGCCUAUUGAAGAACAAUCCGACAUCAUCAAAGAGCUGCACUCCGACCUUAGUCUUGUUAAGCCCCAUGAAGGCUCAGUAGUAACCUUUGGGAACAUAGUUUAUGUCUGUUUAUUUGGAUGGUGGAUAUCUUUAAUCUACUUCCUCCUGUGUCCUGUGAUGUACCUGACGAUCUUCGGCGCCCCCUAUGGGAAACUUUGUUUCAGGAUGUCAUGGUACUUUAUUUGGCCAUUUGGGAAAAUAGUAGAGAAGGCUGGUGGUCUAGUGAUGAAAUCUGCCAAUCCUUCCAAAUACGAGGUCAUCCCUGAAGCUGAGGACACUGACGACUGCAAGGAGACUGCUCCCCUCAUGGUGUCUUCUCCAAUGCACCCCUCCCGUGUUGAGAUUCCGGUCUCAGAGCUGCCAUCUAGAAAAACCUCAAACCACUGGUGUCGCAUCAGUACUUAUGUUUGGCUGUUACUGGGUUACCCGGUUCUGGUCUUGGUCCACUGCCUGGUCUGUGUUCUGUCCUGGCUGCUGGUCUUCAGCGUCCCUGUAGCCAAGGUGAACGCUCGCACACUGGUCACCGUCCUCCUCAUGGCCCCAGAAGACGUGCACAUCCACAGAGUGGAGAAGACAUCUGGAUGUAAGACCAGAGUCAUCCUAUGCUGUUACCAAGCAUUUAACUGGUAUUACUACAAAUACGCUGUCCAUGGAAUCAACAUUUUUGGCCUCAACCUGCUUCCCUUGGUAUUGGCCAGUCUGGUUAUUGGUUAUACUGACUCUGAGCACCAAUACUUGAGUCCUGAGAUGAAGUUUGCUACAGCCAUCACUUCCAUCAUCCCUCUGUCCUACUAUAUUGGCAUGGGAAUAGCAAGCAUUUCUGCACAGAGUAACUUUGCACUAGGAGCAGUGGUGAACGCGACGUUCGGCUCCAUCACUGAGCUGACGUUCUACAUCACGGCCCUGCUGCAGGGACAACGUGUCGGCAACAAAUGCUACGAAGAACUUGUGAAGUCAGCACUCACUGGAACCUUGCUGGGGUGUAUAUUGUUCGUACCCGGUGUCUGUAUGGUCGUUGGGGGGAUCAAACACAGGGAGCAGCAGUUUAACAGUCGUUCAGCUGGAGUAAGCUCAGCUUUGCUUUUCAUAUCCAUAGGGGGUGUGUUUGCUCCCACCCUCUUCUCUAAGACCUUUGGUAAUUUUGUGUGUGAAAGCUGCACCAAUGUCUCGGACAACGGCACCGUACCCUUCAUCUGCAGAGGCUGUCACUACGACAUGAGUCAAAGUGACCCACAUUUGGUUCUGUCCCACAUUGAGCCUCUGGUGUACACAAUCUCUGUGCUGCUGCCGGCUGCGUAUUUGAUUGGCCUCAUCUUCACGCUGAAGACCCACUCGCACAUUUACGAUAUCCAAAUCAGCGACGAGCACGGCCACCACUCGCAUGGUCACCACGUGGUCCACUGGUCCCGCUGGAGGGCACUUGGAGUGCUGAUUGUUGCCACGGUGCUCAUGGCCUGCUGCGCUGACCUCAGCACAACCAACAUUGAACCCAUGUUGAGCAACUACUCCAUCUCACAGUAUUUCAUAGGCGUCACAGUGCUGGCUAUGGUGCCAGAGCUUCCUGAGAUUGUCAAUGGGAUCCAGUUUGCCCUGCAGAACAACAUCAGCCUGAGCCUUGAAGUGGGCAGUUGCAUUGCUGUGCAGGUCUGCAUGAUCCAGAUUCCUUUGCUCAUCCUCUUCAACAUAUUCUUUGAUGUUGGAUUUGUGCUUGUAUUCAGUGAUAUUCACCUCUGGGCGAGUAUUUUCAGCGUCAUUUUGGUCAACUACAUCUUCAUGGAUGGAAAAUGUGACUAUUUUCAGGGAACUGCUCUAGUGGUGGUGUACCUCAUCCUUUUGGCCCUUUACUUCUUUGCUCCUUCUCCGAAGUCUUGUUGAUUUGACGUUCCCCAAGAGCAAACACACUGUUCGUUCAUCUGUAGUCUGUUAGAGUUCAGUGGCGCAAAAGACGGAUAAAGUUUGAAUUGUCACACCUGAGAUGUAAUUACACUGGAUGGUGUCUGGUGUGUAUGAAGGUUUACUCAGGUCUGACUCUUAGUCUAGUAGUGCUUGCAUUCAAAUGUAAAUCAUGUUGGACAAAAUUUCAUCAAUUUACGAAUAAACGUAAAAGCAAAUGCUGCACCGCCUA
This is a messenger RNA of Betta splendens (Siamese fighting fish), 2892 nucleotides long. RefSeq names its product cation/H+ exchanger protein 1 (gene cax1). Gene Ontology annotation, molecular function: calcium:proton antiporter activity. The record is from RefSeq and is a predicted model, not a curated record. Gene Ontology annotation, cellular component: endomembrane system; membrane. Gene Ontology annotation, biological process: intracellular calcium ion homeostasis; calcium ion transmembrane transport. The coding region runs from base 126 to 2642 and encodes 838 amino acids. The transcript has 20 exons. Lineage: Eukaryota; Metazoa; Chordata; Actinopteri; Anabantiformes; Osphronemidae.